AUGGAUACCCUAAUGAGUAGCCUCCCUCGGGAGGUGAGCGCCGUUCUAAACGACAACUUCGUUAUCGUUCAGGCAAUAGCCAUGUUCUCCAUCGGCGCAUGGAACUCAUUGGAAGUGGUGAUCAAUAUAUUUGAACGCUUCAAAACAUAUCGCGGGCUAUACUUCUGGAGCAUGCAAGUUGCCGCCUGGGGAAUACUACUUCAUUCCAUAGUAGCCCAAGCCCGCUACACUCGGACAACCCCUAGCCUUCCGUUGGAGAUCCCAUUCAUCAUCGGCUGGAUGUGCAUGGUGACCGGCCAGGCAGUAGUGCUUUACUCCCGAUUGCAUCUCGUUGUCCACGACGUCCGGCACAUCCGGUGGGUUCUCUGGAUGAUCAUAUCGAAUUUCUUCAUCCUCCACGUCCCAAUGAUAGUACUAUUUUUCAACCUCAACCACACAGAAUUCAAACAACCAGCCUUCAUCUACGACCGCUUCCAAGUCGUCGGCUUCGCCAUCCAAGACACAGUCAUCUGUGCGAUCUACGUGCACGAAGCCCUGCAAGCACUCAAACCCGUCUUCGAAUCCAAAGGCAUCCAAGGCCGAAGAAUCAUCUACCGUAUCAUCCUCGUCAACCUCUUCGGCAUCCUCCUUGACGCCUGCAUCAUCAUCGUCGAAUUCAGACUGCAUUACAUCGCCAUCAGCUUCAAGACCGUCGCUUACAGCGUCAAGCUGAAACUCGAGUUCCACGCUCUCACGCAGCUCCGCGAGCUGACACGCACAUACCCGUGCACGCUAUGCCAAGGCCAUGAGGGUGUUCCUCGUGGUUCAACCGAUAUCAACCUCUUUGAUAUGCUGGAUAGGCCCACGCCGCAGGAUAGCGAGGCCCUGGGCGUGACUAGCUUUGGGGGUACCGUGAGCCCGGGCGCUGUGCGCUCGGAACGCAGCAGUACACAUGGGUUUCACGAUGCAAUGCGCCAGACGAGCUCGACUGCGGGCUCUGUUGGAACUCAAGGGGAUUAUCGGUCUCGGAUCCGAUCGAUCGAUACACGGUCUACGGUUGAGAUGACAUUGUUUGAGUCGCCGAAGUAA
This is a messenger RNA of Penicillium paradoxum, 1068 nucleotides long. RefSeq lists its product as uncharacterized. The transcript has a single exon. The record is from RefSeq and is a predicted model, not a curated record. Lineage: Eukaryota; Fungi; Ascomycota; Eurotiomycetes; Eurotiales; Aspergillaceae. Bases 1 to 1068 code for a protein of 355 amino acids.